UUUUAAAACAUCAUUCAAAACUGCCAUGGAACAAAACUGGUUCUUAUCUUCAGAGAUCAAACCCUAGAAUUUUCUAGGGUUUUUAUCAGAGCAUGGUGGUUCCAACAAUAACACCAAUAAUAGCAAUAAUAACAGUAUCAACAGUAAGGCCAUGCCAGCGGAGCUGAUUCAAAAGCUUCCUUCUCCGGUUGUGGAUCGGUUUAGGCUUCUAUUGAAAGAAAGAGAAGAUGAGUUAAGGGUUUCUGAUGAUGAAGAUGAUUAUUCACCACUUUCAGUUGAUGAUAUCGUUCGAGUCUAUGAUAUUGUAUUAUCUGAUCUCACAUUCAAUUCCAAGCCUAUUAUUACAGACUUAACCAUUAUUGCUGGAGAACAGAGGGAUUGUGCUGAAGGAAUUGCUGAGGUGAUCUGCAAUCGGAUUGCCGAGGCCCCAGUUGAUCAGAAACUACCUUCCCUGUAUCUUUUGGACAGUAUUGUUAAGAACAUUGGCAGUGCAUAUGUGAGGCACUUCUCUUCCCGCCUACAUGAGGUGUUUUUUGCGGCAUACAACCAAGUCCACCCUAAUCAGCAUCCUGCCAUGCGCCACCUCUUCGGCACUUGGUCUGCAGUAUUCCCUCCUCCAGUGCUUCGGCGAAUUGGGGCAGAACUACAACUGUCAACCCCUACAAACCAUCAACCAACUGGCUCGCUUGCACUGACUUCUUCAGGAUCCAUGUCUCCUCGUCCAGCGCAUGGUAUACAUGUGAACCCCAAAUAUUUGGAGGCAAGGCGUCAAUUUGAACAUGCCACUGCGGAUGUUCAACGUGGAACAGGAGUUUCUUCAAGCCUACAGAUGUUUGGAAAGAAACCUGAUUUCAGUUAUGGUGACAAGUAUGACGUUGGUGACACCGAAAUUGUCAACCCACAUGUCAGAGUUGGAAAAGUUGGUCCACCUGGAACAAAGUCUUCUAAAUUUCAAGUUCAGUCCUUAUCGCCGUCAAAUAAUGGAUUUGGAACAGAUAAGUCUCCUGAAAGAGCAGCUCCAUCUCAUCUUCGAUUUGAAUAUGCUCCUAGCAGAGUGAGUGGAAGGGAUGGGGAGAGAAAUGAUUGGUGGAGUAAACAUGGGUCAGACUUAGAUGAUCAGCAAAGACCAAGAGCUUUAAUUGAUGCUUAUGGGAAUUAUAGAGGUAAAAACACUUUAAAUGUUGAACGGCUCGAGGUAAAUAACUUUAGCAGUGAGGCAAGUACACGAAAGUGGCAAAACACUGAAGAAGAAGAGUAUGUUUGGGAGGAUAUGAGCCCAACUUUAGCAGAUCGUAGGAGCGGUGAGUCCAUGCCAUUUAAUCCCACUUAUGGGAGUUUGCAGACAAGAGUUCCUUUAGGAAGAUCAACUGUUGGACCACCGGAGCCUGAUCUUAGAAGAAGCAACUGGCCCAACCAGCCUCUGCGACCUGUGGUGGAUGAUUCGGCUAUCACCGCUGAGGAUGGCAUCUCAGUCCUGGGGCCUGGUCGUGGAUCAUCAAGUAACCAAGUUGUUGGUGGACCUCAAGCUCAGAAUGUUGCUUCUCAAAUUCCGGGUCCUUCCUAUUCUUCGAAUUUACACGGCCAGUUUCCACAAUCUUUUCCACAUAUUAAUCGGGAAGCAAGUGGUAGAGCAGGUCAGAUGUCUUUUCCACCAACAGCUCCACCAGCUGGUCAGAGAUUACCACCUUUUCAUGAUGGUAACAACAUUUUCCCAAAAGAACCCGGUCAUUUACAGCCACACAUGUUUAAACCUCUUGAGGCUCGAGAAGGUUUUACCUCUUUGGUUCCAGCCCAGAUGUCAUCUCAUGUUGGGGCACAGCCACUGAAUCAUGGACAUACUCCACAAGGCCACAACCCUCUUUUGAGUUUACCUUUUCUAAAUCACAAUCCCUUUUCAUCUCCACCAAUUCGUAACAUGCAAAAUAAUAAUUCUUUCCAGUCACAUGGUGGGGGAACGGUACCACCUUUACCUCCGGGUCCUCCUCCUCCAUCACAUCUCCGCCCGCCUUCACAAAAUAUAGGUCCUGGAGCAUCAUACGCACCGGGGAAUUCGGGCUAUACUGGUCUGAUAAGCUCUCUUAUGGCACAGGGGUUGAUUUCACUGACUACACCAGCUCCAGAUCAGGGUUCUGUUGGAGUUGAGUUUGAUCUGGACGUUCUGAAGGUUAGACAUGAAUCUGCAAUAAAAGCACUUUAUAGUGAUCUUCCAAGACAAUGUACAACAUGUGGAUUACGCUUUAGAAGUCAAGAGGAGCACAGUAGUCAUAUGGAUUGGCAUGUGACAAGAAAUCGAAUGUCCAGGAACCGUAAGCAACAACCUUCGCGCAAGUGGUUUGUGAGUACUAGUUUAUGGCUCAGUGGUGCAGAGACAUUAGGAACCGAUGCUGCCCCAGGGUUCCAGCCCGCUGAAACUGUUGUAGAGAGAAAGAGUGAAGAAGAAAUGGCUGUCCCUGCUGAUGAGGAUCAGAAUACAUGUGCAUUAUGUGGAGAGCCUUUUGGUGAUUUUUAUAGUGAUGAAACUGAGGAGUGGAUGUAUAAAGGUGCAGUCUAUUUAAAUGCCCUUGACGGAUCAACAGCGGGUAUGGAUAGGUCUCUUUUAGGUCCUAUAGUUCAUGCCAAGUGCAGGUCUGGAUCUUCUGCAGUUUCGAAUGAAGCUUUAGGACAAGACAGAAGGGAAAUGCUGGAUGAUAGUGAAAGAAAAAGGAUGCGAGUUAGUUAAAAGUUGUUCAACAACCUGACCUGUAUAUUAUAUUGAAAAAAGAGUUAAAUCGUAUUUCAAUGAUAAGCUCCACUAAUUUUCCCAAUAGCAGUCCUUACUUGUGUUUUUCUUAAUCUCUUUUUAGACCGCCCUGUUUCGUGUGGCUACCAAAGCUUAUAUUAGAGCACUGAGCACCCUGUUACUCGGGUGCCGCCCAAUCUCUUUCUGUUGCCCAUUUCUUAUCUUUCCUCCAAUCUCUUUCUGUUGCAUACUUUUUUAUAUCUAUGUUUUUUUCUCUUUUCUGUGUUAA
This is a messenger RNA of Papaver somniferum (opium poppy), 3008 nucleotides long. Its product is annotated as polyadenylation and cleavage factor homolog 4-like. Bases 152 to 2719 code for a protein of 855 amino acids. Gene Ontology annotation, molecular function: RNA polymerase II complex binding; mRNA binding. Gene Ontology annotation, biological process: termination of RNA polymerase II transcription. The record is from RefSeq and is a predicted model, not a curated record. Lineage: Eukaryota; Viridiplantae; Streptophyta; Magnoliopsida; Ranunculales; Papaveraceae. The transcript has 7 exons. Gene Ontology annotation, cellular component: mRNA cleavage factor complex; cytoplasm.